UUUUGACAGUUCGUUAGAAAAAUAAUCCUCAAACGUGUUUUGUUUAACUGCGACUUUGCUUCUUGUAAAGGACUUUUACAUAUUUUCUUAAAAUAAGCCGUGUUUUAUGGAAUACUAUUGAAAAUUAUUAUAACGGCAGCAACAUGAAAGUUAAAGUGAUCAGCCGGAACCCGGACAAUUAUAUGCGGGAAACCAAGAAGGAUAUCCACAAGGUGUUUCGAAACUACGACACGGCGCUACAUCCCUUCGAGGGAGCUCGUGAGUACGUCCGGGCGCUGAAUGCCACCAAACUGGAGCGGGUCUUUGCCAAACCAUUCGUGGGCAAUUUGGAUGGCCACAAGGAUGGAAUCUCUGCGCUCGGUAAGCAUCCGCAGAGUUUGUCCCUGCUGUUGAGCGGCUCCUACGACGGGGAAGUUAAACUCUGGGACGUUCCGAACCAGGAGUGCGUUCAGAGCAUCAUGUGUCACAGCGGGUAUGUGCGAGGGAUCGUGUUCUCGAACGAUGGGUCCAGAUUUUUCACUAUUGGAGACGACAAAGCUAUCAAAAUGUGGGACUCAUCAUUGGUGGAUAGCGACGAGGACUCGCACGAACCACUUAACACCAUUCUGGGCAAAACAGUAAUCACAUCUAUUUCGCACCACUAUGAAGAACCAUUCUUUGCAACCUGCGGAGAAACUUGCAACAUCUGGGACGAAACUCGCAACUCGCCUAUCAAAACGCUUCAGUGGGGUGUGGAUACCUUGUACGACGUCAAAUAUAGCCCUGUGGAGACUUCUCUGCUGGCGGCUUGCUGCAGUGAUCGUGGUAUCAUCUUCUACGACCAACGAGAGGUGAAGCCACUGCGCAAAAUCGUCAUGAGCUUGAGGCCCAAUCAACUGGCUUGGAAUCCUAUGCAAGCGUAUUACUUCACGGUGGCCAGCGAAGAUUACAAUCUGUAUACGUUCGAUACCCGUCGGUUGAAGAACCCGUUGAAGAUUCACGGUGGGCACACGUCAGCCGUGACUUGUGUUGAUUACGCCCCUACAGGGCGUGAGUUUGUUUCCGGAUGCUACGACAAGACCAUAAGAAUCUUCGAAGCCCACAAAGCCAACAGCAGAGAAGUUUACCAUACCAAGCGAAUGCAGCACGUGACCUGUAUCGGGUGGUCAUUGGACAAUAAAUAUAUCUACUCCGGCUCAGACGAAAUGAACGUUCGCCUUUGGAAGGCCCGUGCUUCGGAGAAAUUGGGUGCCCUCCAGCCCCGCGAAAAACAAGCCUUCAAGUACAAUGAAGCGCUGAAGGAGAAAUUUGCAGCGCAUCCACAGAUUCGACGCAUCGCCCGGCACCGGAACGUGCCCAAGGUGGUAUACAAUGAACGCCGCAAGCAACAGGAGCAGAAACAGAAAAUCAAACGAAAGGAGGAGAAUGUGCGCCAGAAUUCGAAACCAGGCAAGGUACCUUAUAUUCCAGAAACUAAGAAAAAGGUGUUGCGAGAGGAGCAUUGAAGGGUUUGAUAUUUCUUUGAAAUUUCUAUGACUUUGUGAAAUAUUUGUUCAUUUUCCAUCGUAUAAUAAAAACGUUCAGUUCGACAUA
Molecule: messenger RNA, 1572 nt
Organism: Armigeres subalbatus
Lineage: Eukaryota; Metazoa; Arthropoda; Insecta; Diptera; Culicidae
Product: DDB1- and CUL4-associated factor 13
Exons: 2
Coding region: 144-1484 (446 amino acids)
Biological process (GO): maturation of SSU-rRNA from tricistronic rRNA transcript (SSU-rRNA, 5.8S rRNA, LSU-rRNA)
Cellular component (GO): small-subunit processome; nucleolus
Molecular function (GO): protein binding
Source: RefSeq, a predicted model, not a curated record